This is a messenger RNA of Medioppia subpectinata, 1161 nucleotides long. The record is from the annotation of a GenBank genome assembly. NCBI's taxonomy places the organism in Eukaryota, Metazoa, Arthropoda, Arachnida, Sarcoptiformes, Oppiidae.
AUGAGUGCCGAAAUGGCAAUGCCAUCGUUGAGGGGUUGGCACAUAGUGUCGGCCGGACUUAUUUGGCUCAUCUGCUCUAUAAUGGCAUUCAUGAAUGUCUUCAGUUUUGUAGUGUUGGGCUCUAUAUUCCUCGGCAUAUCUUUGCUGACACUCGCCAUCGGAAUGACUAAAAUUGUCAAAUUUGAAAGAUAUGAGACCAAAAGCACGGGUAGUGUCCGCCAAAUGCCACCCGUAAACGAACCGCAAUACAACCCCUUCGCCAACGAGGGCUACGCUUCCCAACCGACCGCCGAUCCCGAGGCCGGCGAUCCCAACUCCGAUUGGAUUAAACGCACAUCAAAGCAAACAAUCAGUCUUCGAGUUUUCAUCAAUAAAAGUGAGCGAAAAGAGUUGCAGAAGAAUGGCAUCCAUUUGUCCGGAGAUAGUAUUGGCGGCGGAUAUUAUGGGACCGUAUAUAAGGGUUACCGCAAGUCUGAGACCACAAACAAACUCCAGGCGAUGGCUAUUAAAGUGAUUGACGUCCAAAUGUAUCACAAGAUUUUGAUGCAAAUCAAUGAAAUUGAUUACAAGAGUUUGUCGGAUGUGUUCAACAAAUCUGUGGUCACUUUAGAGAAGAUUCAAAACAACAAAAUACCAAAAAUCGAGAAGUUAUUGAAGAUAUCGGCCAAAGAUAAUGAGAUAAAGAAACUGAUAAUUGUGUCAGUGAUGGCAGACAUGAAUUUAAGUGACUUUAUUUCGCAACAAAAACCGGACGGUUUGGAUGAGGACUGGACUCGGCUUUGGUUUACCGAUAUAUGCGAAGCCGUCCACUGUCUGCACAAUGUCUACAAAAUCGCUCACAAAAACAUUAAACCCGAAAAUAUACUCCUCUAUACUGGACAUCAGACAAUAAAUACAAAGACAUCAUAUGUGGUAAGACUGGCCGACUCUGGAAUCGCCUCUUUAUUCCCAAAUUCAGCCAAAGUUUACUCCAAAACGGAUCCAAUUUGUUUGAUGUCUUCGUUGGAGUCAUUCUCUACUAAACCAAUGGCUAAAGAUAUCUAUAACAUUGAAAGCCAGUCAUUGAAGGAGUUGUUGGAGUCGAUGACUAGUAGUGCCCCGAAUGCCAGGCCUAACAUCCAUACUGUUCUCAAACACAAAUGGCUUCAAAAUAUUUCUUAA